Didymodactylos carnosus is the source of this 245-nucleotide messenger RNA. The record is from the annotation of a GenBank genome assembly. Lineage: Eukaryota; Metazoa; Rotifera; Eurotatoria; Philodinida; Philodinidae.
GAGUAACGGUCGUUGAUGGAGAGGCAGUGGUCGAUAGUGCAGCACUUGUCGAUGCAACAGCGGUCGUUGACGAUGCAAUGGUGGUCGGGAGUGCUGGGAUCGUCGAUGAGGGAACUGUUGUGGGGAUGCUAAUUACGUUGGACGAGGUGGAACCUACGAUUCGUGAAAUGAGUAUUGAUAAUGAGGUAGCUAGUGUUGAUGAGUUCGGUCUGUUCGCAGAACGAAGCGAUAGGUUUCGAAAAUAG